This is a messenger RNA of Aspergillus chevalieri, 741 nucleotides long. RefSeq lists its product as uncharacterized. The coding region runs from base 1 to 741 and encodes 246 amino acids. The transcript is spliced from 4 exons. Gene Ontology annotation, molecular function: hydrolase activity. The record is from RefSeq and is a predicted model, not a curated record. NCBI's taxonomy places the organism in Eukaryota, Fungi, Ascomycota, Eurotiomycetes, Eurotiales, Aspergillaceae.
AUGACGUCAAACCCACCGGGGCCUUGCUGUAUCAUUGGAGUGAAGCAUGAUGGUGAGCCUAGGGGGCAGAUAAGAAAAAUAGGAAACGUUGAGGCCUACGUCUCAUACCCAGCGAAUCGCUCGACAAGAAGGGCUAUUCUCGUGCUCUCAGAUGUCAUUGGACAUGAAUUUGUCAACUCCCAACUGAUCGUGGAUCAACUUGCUAGCAAUGGCUUCUUUGUAGUCAUGCCUGACCUCUUCCACAGCGACCCAAUACCGCUCAAUAGGCCUGCGAAUUUCAACUUCAUGGCAUGGCUUAAAGGGCCCCCCGGACAUAUGCCGAACAGAGUUGACCCUGUGGUUCAUUCGGUUCUGACUCACAUGAGAGAAAGCUUGCAGUGUCGGAGGAUCGGUCUUGUGGGCUACUGCUUUGGGGCGAAAUACGCAAUCCGUUUCUUGAAGCCAGGUUUCGGAGAUGUAGGUUAUGUUGCCCAUCCCAGCUUCGUCGAGGCAGUUGAAUUGAAGAACAUUAAAGGCCCAUUGUCAAUAGCAGCGGCUGAAAUAGAUUCGAUCUUCCCGGCCUCAAAGCGUCACGAGUCCGAGGAAAUUCUUGCAAAAAUUAGCCAACCAUACCAAAUCAACUUGUUCAGUGGUGUCGAACAUGGUUUUGCUGUGCGUGCUGACAUUCACAAAUCCCAUGUUAAAUUUGCGAACGAGAGUGCAUUUUGCCAGGCAGUUGCUUGGUUCAACCAAUACCUUUAG